Messenger RNA from Aspergillus brunneoviolaceus CBS 621.78, 1000 nucleotides. Its product is annotated as ketopantoate reductase family protein. Gene Ontology annotation, cellular component: cytoplasm. The transcript is spliced from 6 exons. Gene Ontology annotation, molecular function: 2-dehydropantoate 2-reductase activity. Gene Ontology annotation, biological process: pantothenate biosynthetic process. The coding region runs from base 35 to 1000 and encodes 321 amino acids. The record is from RefSeq and is a predicted model, not a curated record. NCBI's taxonomy places the organism in Eukaryota, Fungi, Ascomycota, Eurotiomycetes, Eurotiales, Aspergillaceae.
GGUGUCUGCACCUGUGCUGGACAACAAUCUCACAAUGUCUGACAAGAUCGAAGUCCUCCUCUUUGGCCUCGGCGCCAUCGGCUCCUUCUACGCCUUCAUCCUGCGCAGCUGUCCCCGCGUGCGUCUGACGGUCGUCGCUCGCUCGAAUUACGGGGCUGUCAAGGAGAAUGGCAUCCUGCUGAAAAGCGCCAACCACGGCGAGCACCGCUUCCACCCGGACCGCGUAAUCCGCUCGCCCUCAGAAAUCACCCCAGACUCCGCCCCAUUCGACUACGUCGUCUGCACGAACAAGGCCAUCGACGUGGACACCGUCGCCCGCGCCCUCGCGCCAGCCAUCACGGACCGCACCGCGAUCGUGAUCAUCCAGAACGGGGUAGGCAACGAAGAGCCGUUCCGGCGCUUGUAUGCCGAGAACCCGAUCAUCUCGUGCGUGACAUGGGUAGGAGCCCACCAGCCCACCCCGGGAACAACAACGCACACGACCUCCGAAGCGACGCAACUGGGGCUCUACCCGCCCACCAACCCCUCCGCAGUCCCGAGUCUCUCGACCUUCAUCGACCUCCUCAGCGCCCCGGCGAACCCGCACCCGACGCCGCUGACCCCGCUCGCGCCGGACGCCCUGCAGCGCACCCGCUGGGAGAAGCUGAUGUGGAACUGCGCCUGGAACACGCUGACCACCCUGACGGCGCAGGACUGCCAGGCCUGGCUGCGCUCUUCGGAGGAGGCGCUGCCGCUGACCAAGGGGCUGAUGCGCGAGGUGGUGCGCGUGGCGCACGCGUCCGGCGUGGCCUUGCGCGAGGCCUUGGUCGAGGAGCAGAUCGCCCGCAUGCAGGGGCUCGGGGCGGUGCGGACGAGUAUGCAGACUGAUCGGGAGUUGGGGCGGCGCAUGGAGGUGGAUGUCAUUAUUGGGACGGUGGUGGGGCGGGCGAGGAGGGUUGGGGUCGAUGUGCCUGUGCUGGAGACGGUUUAUGCGUUGAUUAGGGCGGUGGACGGUACGUAA